Oldenlandia corymbosa var. corymbosa is the source of this 474-nucleotide messenger RNA. The record is from the annotation of a GenBank genome assembly. NCBI's taxonomy places the organism in Eukaryota, Viridiplantae, Streptophyta, Magnoliopsida, Gentianales, Rubiaceae.
AUGGUGGAUCAGUAUCAGAAGGCUUUAGGGGUGGAUCUGUGGAACACCCACUAUGAGAGGAUGCAAGAACAAUUGAAGAAGUUGAAGGAUGUGAAUAGGAAUAUUUUUACGGAGAUGAGACAGAGGAUGGGGGAGAGCUUGGAUGAACUGAGUUAUGAAGAGCUGGGUGCUCUGAUUGAAGAUGUGGACAAUUCUGUCAAGGCCAUUCGGGAGAGGAAGUUUAAGGUGCUCAGCAAUCAAAUCGACACUCACAGGAAAAAGCAAAGGAAUGUUGAGGAGAUACACAGGAAUCUCCUGCUUGAUUUGGAUGCUCGACAAGAAGAUCCACACUAUGGACUGGUUGAUAAUGGAGGGGACUACAGUUCAGUGCUGAACUAUCCUCGCUUAUUGGCAUUGCGCCUUCAACCUACUCUUCCUACUACUCUCCACAGUGGUGGAGGAUCUGACCUUACCACAUUUACUUUGCUUGAGUAA